Molecule: messenger RNA, 1344 nt
Organism: Mycena indigotica
Lineage: Eukaryota; Fungi; Basidiomycota; Agaricomycetes; Agaricales; Mycenaceae
Exons: 4
Coding region: 1-1344 (447 amino acids)
Source: RefSeq, a predicted model, not a curated record
AUGGCUGAAGAUGACUCUCGACCUCUUCAGAUUGAGUUAACCAAGGCCGAUAUGAGCGAGUUGUACACGGUCAUAUCAAACGGAAGUUGUUGCGUCUUUCCGGAAAAGCUGCAAGACACUCUCAGAGCCGUUAUUUUGUCUGCUCUCGCACCAUCGACGAGUCCGCGUCAUCCUGAGCCGCUAUCCUCGACUUCAUAUUCUGAAUCAAAUGCCACAACGCCUCCGAGCACCCCCGGUUCCUCAUCGCGGGCACUACAAUCAACCAGCUCAAAUGCCGCACCGACUACUCCCCCCAAGAAAUCGCUGCAAGCCGGAGAUAAACGGCCAGCGGAGUCUCCCCUGAGUCCGCUACUGGACGAUCAUGACGAAUCGAACCCUGAUCCUGGUAGCCCUUCACGCCGGCGCAGCAAAAGGCACAAAUCGUCCGUGGGUCUUGACGAAGAGGACUUCAUCCAAGAUCACACCGACACUUCAUUCGACUCGGAUUCUGGGGACUCGAAUCGCCAGAGUAAUGUAAAGCAGACACCCUCCCAACGAGCGACGUCAAAGAAGUCUGCUCCAGCUUCACUCCGUAAACGCGUGGAGCAGAACUCGCCCCAGCAUGGAAGGUGUAUCAUCACCAAUAUCAAAUCGCCCGAAUGCACCGUCCAAAUCUCGCAUACUCUACCACGCUCUUAUUCUGCGGACGAGGAUCUUAUGGAGAAUAUCGAAGUGGCAGAUCAAGUACCGCCGCGGCGUUUUAACGCGGACUCUUCGUCGAAUGCUACCACAAUGACAGCGGACUGGCACUUAAUGGCGGAUAAAGGUCUAUGGGCACUAUGCCCAGAUCACAGAGUCAUUCGGAGCGUCGCUCGAGCCAUGCAAAAGCUCGCGAAGAACUGUCCAAAGCCUGACAAAAACAUGGUUUCAUUCAGAAGUCGAUACCGCCCCAGAACGUCGGGCAGACGCCUUCGGUUCAAAUAUUACCUUUUGUGUCUCGACGAGGAGUCAAUGAAGACGGUCAAUCUCUACAGACGAACAGAUGAUGGAACAAAUAAUUCCCUCGUGGACACACUCCAUCAAUUUCCCUUCACUUCGCUCGGAAAAGUCAAGUCCCAGAUAUAUCCGCAUUUUGCGAUCUUUGAGCUUGGUAAAAAAUUGGACAAGAUCCUAAAGGGUUUAAGUACCACAGACCAGGUGCUGUUCAAGAAGAAACUAACGACAAGCUGGAUGCGUGCUGGUGGCGAGCCCCAAGACAAUCAAAAUGUCCUGGAGGAUAUUCUUCAGGUAUACAACACGAUGAGGCAAGCGUCCAAGUUAUUUUAUAAGAAGCCUGGACAUCGUGCUCUUUGGAAAGCGCUUUAG